Musa acuminata subsp. malaccensis (wild Malaysian banana) is the source of this 1422-nucleotide messenger RNA. The record is from RefSeq and is a predicted model, not a curated record. NCBI's taxonomy places the organism in Eukaryota, Viridiplantae, Streptophyta, Magnoliopsida, Zingiberales, Musaceae.
AUUUUGUUGGUGCAAAUGACGGACAGAAGGAUCCAAAUCAACGGAACCAGUGAACGAAGCAAAGAUGGGUCAUUGUCUGGGACAGAUCGUUUUGUUGUAGAUAAAACCGGAAGAAUCGGAGGCCAUUCGCAAGAGAAAGCGCGCACAGCUUCGCCUUUCCGAGCUCUCCCUUCUGCAAGACCGAUGAGUAAUCUCGGUCUCGUACUGGGUGCUCUGUUGGUGGUUCUGAUCUGGUACUUAUGGAAGGGGUUGAAGUAUCUGACAUGGAGGCCAUAUGUGAUCACAGAAGCUUUCAGGAAGCAAGGGGUGAGAGGCCCUGCUUACAGGUUCUGGUCGGGAUCACUCGGGGAGAUCAGAAGCAUAAGCAAAGCCGCCAUGGAGAAGACCUUGGACAUGAAGUCACAUGAUAUCUCCACGAGAGUUCAGCCUUUUUACCGCAAGUGGACGUCGGAAUACGGUCAGACUCCAUCUUCCCUUCCUCAGAUCCUCAAACUCGUUAGUAUCAUUCAGGCUCGAGUGGAUUCCAAGGAACGCUGUGGCUACGGAAAUGAUCUGCUUGGCUUGAUGUUAGAAGCUUGUCACAAGCCAGAGGGGCAGAUCCUGAGCAGGGACGACAUUGUAGACGAGUGCAAGACGUUUUUCUUCGCAGGACAGGACACCACCGCCCAGUUCGUGACAUGGACUAUGUUCUUGCUGAGCACAAACCAGAACUGGCAGGAGAAGCUCCGGGAGGAGGUGCAGCGAGAGUGUGGGAUGCAAACCCCAGAUGCAGAUAUGCUCAGCAAGCUGAAACUAGUCACCAUGGUUCUCCUGGAAACCUUGAGGCUCUACGGCCCAGUCGACGUGCUAAGGAGAAAGGCCGGUAAAGAUAUGACCUUGGGGAAGAUCAAUAUCCCCAAAGACACCGAGAUAGUGAUGCCGAUCAUGCUGACUCAUAGGAACAAGGAGAUAUGGGGACCUGAUGCUGAUGAGUUCAACCCACUCAGAUUCGAGCACGGGGUCACCAAAGCUGCCACACACCCCACUGCGCUGCUCGCGUUCGCGGUAGGGCCGCGGGCUUGCAUCGGCCAAAACUUCGCCAUGUUGGAAGCCAAGACUGUGAUCGCAAUGAUACUGCAGAGGUUCUCAUUUUCCCUUUCGUCCGAGUACAAGCACGCUCCUCGACGCUCCACCACCGUCCAACCUCAGUACGGCCUUCCUGUCGUUCUUAAGCCGCUGCGAGCCGGAACCUGAAUUGGUUGAUACUGUGGUUCUAUCUCUAUGUCAUCGUGCUUAUUAUUACCAUGUAAGCGUAUGGCCAGCAUGGUCAUGGAACUGUAUCUAAAUGUCGAGGAAACCACAAGAUAAUUUGCACUUAGAUUUCGUAGUCUGUGACUUGGAUCCAACUAUAAACCCAUAAAUAAAAUUAUUGGUGGUUCUUUA